GCCCAUGACUCUACAUCGCGCUCCUCCUUUAUGUUCUCAAACAAAGCCUCGGCUUCUUCCAAAUGCCCUUUCCUGGCCAAUGCUGUGACGAGGGCAGUCUGCGCAACGAUCGUCUUCACGGGCAUCCGAUCAAACAAAUCCUUGGCAGAAGCUAUCUUUCCACUGCGAAUGCAAAGCGUGAUAAUCACAUUCCAAGAGAUCUCGUUCUUCUCUGGAGCCAAUUCGAAAAUCUCUCGCGCUUUAUCAAGAUGCCCGUUGUCGGCAUAUGCCGUGACGAUCGAGUUCGUGGCGGCCGCCAGGGAGCGUGGAUUGGACGUGGGCUUUUACCUCUCGCCAUGGGAUUUGCACGAGAGCUGCUAUGGCGACACUCUUCUCUACAACGAGUUCUACUUGGCUCAGCUCCACGAGCUUCUUACUGGAUAUGGGCCGAUCUCCGAGGUGUGGCUGGAUGGUGCGAAAUCACCCACUGCAGUGAACAUGAGCUACGAUUUUGAGCUCUGGUUUGACACGAUUCAUCCCCGGUGCCAACAUCUUUUCCGACGCUGGCCCCAACAUCCGAUGGUUUGGGAAUGAGUAUGGCGAGGCCGGACAACCAUGCUGGGCGAUGGCGAACAGAUUUUCCAUUACGAUCGGCAGGAGCG
Selaginella moellendorffii is the source of this 641-nucleotide messenger RNA. RefSeq lists its product as uncharacterized. The record is from RefSeq and is a predicted model, not a curated record. Gene Ontology annotation, biological process: fucose metabolic process; glycoside catabolic process. The transcript has 2 exons. Bases 31 to 573 code for a protein of 180 amino acids. Lineage: Eukaryota; Viridiplantae; Streptophyta; Lycopodiopsida; Selaginellales; Selaginellaceae. Gene Ontology annotation, cellular component: lysosome. Gene Ontology annotation, molecular function: alpha-L-fucosidase activity.